Lemur catta (Ring-tailed lemur) is the source of this 825-nucleotide messenger RNA. RefSeq names its product methyltransferase 21C, AARS1 lysine (gene METTL21C). Gene Ontology annotation, biological process: peptidyl-lysine methylation. Gene Ontology annotation, cellular component: cytoplasm; cytosol. The record is from RefSeq and is a predicted model, not a curated record. NCBI's taxonomy places the organism in Eukaryota, Metazoa, Chordata, Mammalia, Primates, Lemuridae. Gene Ontology annotation, molecular function: protein-lysine N-methyltransferase activity. Bases 7 to 801 code for a protein of 264 amino acids. The transcript has 4 exons.
CCGGUUAUGGACGUGUGUCUGAGCUCCGUGCAGCAGCCCGGGUGCGUGGGGGGAGAACCGAGCUCCCCAGCUGGCUGGUUGGAGGCUGAGAAGGAGGGGGCUCUCCAGAAAGAUGGCGCCGGGGGACCCCCGGGAGGUUCUAACAAGAUAGAGCCAACUCUUCAUAGCCUCCAGAAAUUUGUUCCUACAGAUUAUGCCAGCUACACUCAGGAGUAUUAUCGGUUUGCAGGCAAGAAGAUAGUCAUUCAAGAAUCCAUAGAGAGUUAUGGAGCAGUGGUGUGGCCAGGGGCUACAGCUUUGUGUCACUAUUUGGAGGAACAUACAGAUGAACUGAAUCUCCAAGAUGCUAAAAUACUUGAAAUUGGCGCCGGACCAGGCCUUGUUUCCAUCGUGGCCAGUAUUUUAGGAGCUCAAGUCACAGCAACGGAUCUGCCUGAUGUCUUAGGAAACCUUCAAUAUAAUCUUUUAAAAAACACACUGAAAUGUACAGCACACCUGCCUGAAGUGAAAGAACUGGUAUGGGGGGAAAACCUGGAACAAAACUUCCCCAAGUCAACUUUUUAUUAUGAUUAUGUUCUGGCCUCGGAUGUAGUCUACCACCAUUACUUCCUGGACAAGCUGCUCACCACCAUGGUGUACUUUUCCCAGCCAGGGACUGUGCUGCUUUGGGCAAACAAGUUCAGAUUCAGCACAGAUUAUGAAUUUUUGGAUAAAUUCAAUCAAGUUUUUGAUACGACACUCUUGGCUGAAUAUCCAGAGUCAUCUAUCAAACUUUUUAAGGGGAUACUAAAAUGGGACUAAAUCAAACAAAAUGCCGUUCAAAAC